AUGACGGACGUGGAAGAGUCUACGGGUGCUCUCGAUGUCAUUCGCCAAUCAUCCAAGAUUCCACCUUGGGUAGUCAUUCAUCUGGUAUCUCACAAAGUUCGUACUCCCGCACAGGCACAAGAUGGGCUCGUGAACUUGGUAUUCGCUCACCUUCCCAUCAUUGCACUUGACCAUCGACCUCCUUUGCUAGUCAUUGCCGCCCAUUCCCUUGCAGCCUUCGAGGUCCUCAGUCCUAUGCGUCGACUUAUCUACGAAUUUCUCACCAUGCCCCUCCCCCAUCCUGAAUUCCACUUCAAUGCCCUGCUCCGUGCAAUUUCCGAGUUUACUAGCUCUGAGGAAGCUGCUGAUCUGGUCGUAUCUCUUUUGGAUGCUAUGAGCUCACGCAAUAUAUCCCUUCGUUCCAGCACUUAUAAAUCCCUCCUUUCCGACCGUUUUGUUACACUUCAGUUAACAAAGCACUUGCGAACUCGCAUGACGCAAGAUGGUUUUACACCUAAAGCACCGCACUUGGAGGAAUAUCUGAGGAUAUUUUCUAACCAUGGCGCAAUCCAUGACUCGCAAGAAUACCUACAAGCCAUUCGCAGGGCAUCAGCUUUCCAGUAUCUUCAUAGAUUACUUAGAUCAGAGGGUCAGAAGGAUGCCAGCCGAGACAAAUCCUCCAAAGAGCCGGAGCUAGCUAUCCGAAGGUCUAUAACAACGACAUUUUGGGGUGGAAGGAAGAAGACGCUUGACAUAUAUGAUUGGACUACUGCACUUGUUUCUGCGGCUAAUGACAGGGCCAUCACAGCGGAGGCGCUUGUACGUCUUUUUGAACGGGCUCAGGCAAAGACUCAAGUCUUUCGCCCGACGGUGGUCACUUAUACAGUCGUGUUACGCGGCUUACUCCAUCGCAAGAAAUUCGACGAAGCCCUGGUCAUCUGGAAUCAACUUGUGAAUAGCAAGCUAACAAUAGACCGUAAAGCGCUAACCAUUGGUCUCCAACUGCUCACUCGAGCCGGACAGGCUCCAGAAGCAUUCUACUUGCUGAACACAUUCGCUGGAUUGCAAGACGGUGCCAUUCAGUCUGAUAUCAGCGGCACUAGCGCAGACGACCACGUGUUACCCAUGAUAAACAUCAAUGUGAUCGUCAUAAACGAGUUUCUGGUAUCGCUGCUGCGCUCUCGUCGUCCCGACAUUGUUUUCCAGCUCUGGGAUCACAUGGAAAUGCUGUACGGCAUUUUGCCCAAUGACAGUACGCUCAACAUUGUCAUGAAAUCCGCUAUCCUGGCAAUGAAGCUGGACAACGAAUCCGUUCGAAGUACAUUUCAGCAUAUGACACUGAACAGCCUGUUCCACAGGCCCAAACCAGAACCAACUGGCCGGACAGAAGUAAUAUCCGAUAUCAUGCAGAAAUUGGAAGGUCGGAGAAGGUCGUCUGCCGUAGGGAUAUGGAGAAAUGCUCCGGCAUGGGCUGUAGCGAGACAACUCUUUCGAGAUGUGUUAGUCGGAAAUUGGCCUUGGCUUCAACAGGUCCCACAACCCGCUACGGCCAUACGCACGGCGGAUGCGGAGACCGCUGCCUUCUAUCCUCUUCAAGAAUUUGCGCAGAGCAUGUCACUUCCGUUCUCGUCGCCGAAGACACCCGAGACCCUGGAACAAGGUGGAAAAGGACAAAUACCACUUAUCACAGAGGCUCAACCCGAUCAGAAACUAUAUUCAAGUAUUGUACCGACCGAUGUCACUUUCACGCCUUAUAUACAACUACUCGGACUAUCAUCCUUGGCACGUGAGAUACCUGAAGCCCUCGCCUGGAUGCGUGCUCUGAAGAUACAUCCUUCCAAGAAGACCUUGUCCAUUGCUCUUGUCUUCUGGGCUGAGGUCAGCUUGCGAGGACCGCUAUUUGAAGAUUGGGCAGAGAAGAAUUCCCAGAGCGAGUAUGGUAGGUUGCUCGCCUGGAUUCGAGACUGGGUCGGUGAUGAACAGACUCCUACGGAAUGGGAUAUACAGAGGGCGUUGAGGGCUGUGGCCAAGAUGCGGGAUGACUCCUUUGGGCGACCGUGAUUCACAAUAUCCUAAUCUCGAAUUCCCUAAUCUCACAUUACAUGUAAUCAUGCGUAUAUAACGGAUCCUUCGCCAUUGUAAAUG
Serpula lacrymans var. lacrymans S7.9 is the source of this 2124-nucleotide messenger RNA. RefSeq lists its product as uncharacterized. NCBI's taxonomy places the organism in Eukaryota, Fungi, Basidiomycota, Agaricomycetes, Boletales, Serpulaceae. The transcript is spliced from 2 exons. The record is from RefSeq and is a predicted model, not a curated record. Gene Ontology annotation, molecular function: protein binding. The coding region runs from base 1 to 2040 and encodes 679 amino acids.